UUCCUAAACUCAUUGAGAAGAACUCACAAGCCAUGAGUAGUGCUGUGUUGGUGCCUCGCCUCCCAGACCCCAGCAGCAGCUUCCGGGAGGAUGCUCCGCGGCCCCCGGUUCCAGGGGAAGAAGGGGAGACCCCACCGUGCCAGCCCGGAGUGGGAAAGGGCCAGGUCACCAAACCCAUGCCUGUCUCCUCCAACACCAGGCGGAAUGAGGAUGGGUUGGGGGAGCCCGAGGGGCGGGCAUCUCCGGAUUCCCCUCUGACCAGGUGGACCAAGUCACUGCACUCCUUGUUGGGUGAUCAGGAUGGUGCUUAUCUUUUCCGGACUUUCCUGGAGAGGGAGAAAUGCGUGGAUACCUUAGACUUCUGGUUUGCCUGCAAUGGGUUCAGGCAGAUGAGCCUGAAGGAUACCAAAACUUUACGAGUAGCCAAAGCGAUCUACAAAAGGUACAUCGAGAACAACAGCAUUGUCUCCAAGCAGCUGAAACCAGCCACCAAGACCUACAUAAGAGAUGGCAUCAAGAAGCAGCAGAUUGAUUCGAUCAUGUUCGACCAAGCACAGACUGAGAUCCAGGCGGUGAUGGAGGACAAUGCCUACCAGAUGUUUUUGACUUCUGAUAUAUACCUCGAAUAUGUGAGGAGUGGGGGAGAAAACACAGCUUACAUGAGUAACGGGGGACUGGGGAGCUUGAAGCUCGUGUGUGGCUAUCUCCCCACCUUGAAUGAAGAAGAGGAGUGGACUUGUGCUGACUUCAAGUGCAAACUGUCACCCACUGUGGUUGGCUUGUCCAGCAAAACUCUGAGGGCUACAGCAAAUGUGAGGUCCACAGAAACUGUUGAAAAUACAUACAGGUCCUUCAGGAGGAGCGACCCUGUGAACCCAUACCAUGUAGGUUCCGGCUAUGUCUUCGCGCCGGCCACCAGCGCCAAUGACAGCGAGAUAUCCAGUGACGCACUGACCGAUGAUUCCAUGUCCAUGACGGAUAGUAGCGUAGAUGGAAUCCCGCCUUAUCGUGUGGGGAGUAAGAAACAGCUCCAGAGAGAAAUGCAUCGCAGCGUGAAGGCCAAUGGCCAAGUGUCUCUACCUCAUUUCCCGAGAACCCACCGCCUGCCCAAGGAGAUGACCCCCGUGGAACCCGCCACCUUCGCGGCCGAGCUGAUCUCCAGGCUGGAGAAGCUGAAGCUGGAAUUGGAGACCCGCCACAGCCUGGAGGAGCGCCUGCAGCAAAUCCGAGAGGAUGAAGAGAAGGAGGGCUCGGAGCUGGCGCUGAGCUCCCGGGAGGCGGGGCCCACCCAGCACCCCCUAUCCCUCCUGCCCUCGGGCAGCUAUGAGGAGGACCCGCAGACCAUCCUGGACGACCACCUGUCCAGGGUCCUCAAGACCCCCGGCUGCCAGUCCCCAGGUGUGGGCCGCUACAGCCCCCGCGCCCACUCCCCGGACCGCCACCACCACCACCACCAGCAGUGCCACCCGCUCCUCCCACCUGGGGGCAAGCUGCCCCCCGCCGCCGCCUCCCCGGCCGGCUGCCCCCUCCUCGGGGCCAAGGGCUUCGUGACCAAGCAGACGACGAAGCACGUCCACCACCACUACAUCCAUCACCACGCCGUCCCCAAGACCAAGGAGGAGAUCGAGGCCGAGGCCACCCAGCGGGUGCGCUGCUUCUGCCCCGGGGGUGCUGAGUACUACUCCUACUCGAAAUGCAAGAGCCACCCCAGGUUGCCGGAGCCCUCAGCAUCCGAGCAGUUCGGCGGCAGCAGAGGCAGUACCCCACCCAAACGAAGUGGGAAAGGCACGGAGCCGGGCCCGGCCCUGCCCGCCAGGGAAGGAGGGGCCCCCGGCGGAGCGGGGGCGCUGCAGCUUCCCGGGGAGGAAGGAGACAGGUCGCAGGAUGUCUGGCAGUGGGUGCUGGAGAGCGAGCGGCCCGGCAAGCCCAGGCCCCAUAGUGCCCAAAGCACAAAACGGGCCUACCCCUUGGAUGCCAUGCCUCCCCUGACCCCGCCCAACACCCUGGCACAGCUGGAGGAGGCCUGCCGCAGGCUGGCCGAGGUGUCCAAGCCCCCAAAACAGCGGUGCUGUGCAGCAAGUCAGCAGAGGGACAGGAACCACUCCUCCACUGGUCAGCCAGGAGCCACGUCCUUCUCCCACCCAAGCCUGGCUGCAGAAGAUCACAAAGAGCCAAAGAAACUGGCAGGGGUCCACGCUCUCCAGGCCAGCGAGCUGGUCGUCACUUACUUUUUCUGCGGAGAAGAAAUCCCCUACAGGAGGAUGCUGAAGGCUCAGAGCUUGACCCUGGGCCACUUUAAAGAGCAGCUCAGCAAAAAGGGAAAUUAUAGGUAUUACUUCAAAAAAGCCAGCGACGAGUUUGCCUGUGGCGCGGUGUUCGAGGAGGUCUGGGACGAUGAGGUGGUGCUCCCCAUGUAUGAAGGCAGGAUUCUGGGGAAGGUGGAGAGGAUCGACUGAGCCUGGAAGGCCUGCCGCCGGCCAGCGGUGGGGCCGAAGCCCUCCCGCCCGGUCUUGGACGUGAGCGACCUGGACACGACACUUUGAAGGAGAACUAAACCAAUGAAGUCGAAGUCUAGGGGAAGAACCUCGGCCACUGGGCCUUCGGGAGGGUGGGGGGAGGUUGGUUUUCAUUAUUCACGGGCUGGGUACUGAGAUAAGAAAAGCCUGAACUAUUUAUUAAAAACAUGACCACUCUUGGCUGUUGAAGAUGCUGACUGUAUUUGAGAGACUGCCAUGCAUAAUAUAUGACUUCCUAGGGAUCUGAAAUCCAUAAACUAAGAGAAACUGUGUAUAGCUUACCUGAACAGGAGUCCUUACUGAUAUUUAUUGAACAACUGAUUCCCGCCCCCGCCCCCAGCCCCAGUUUAUGGAUAUGCUGCUUUAAACACGGAAGGGGGAGAGAGGAAGUUUUUAAUUGUUCUAUCUAAACUUUGGAGUUGAGCUCGGUGUGCAUUAAUGAUUUCUUCAUUAAAAGAGGAAUUCAGC
Vicugna pacos (alpaca) is the source of this 2984-nucleotide messenger RNA. NCBI's taxonomy places the organism in Eukaryota, Metazoa, Chordata, Mammalia, Artiodactyla, Camelidae. The record is from RefSeq and is a predicted model, not a curated record.